This is a messenger RNA of Camelina sativa (false flax), 1172 nucleotides long. RefSeq names its product protein FLC EXPRESSOR. The record is from RefSeq and is a predicted model, not a curated record. NCBI's taxonomy places the organism in Eukaryota, Viridiplantae, Streptophyta, Magnoliopsida, Brassicales, Brassicaceae.
UUGCGAGAAAAGAAAGAAACGAUAAUUUCAAUUAGGGAAGAAGAUACACAAACCGGAGGAAGGUCAUCGGAGAUCGGAAACAAUGGCCGGACGAGACCGUUAUCUUCCAUCGUCGGCGGUUUCAACAUCAUCGUCUUCAAGACUAAUAGAAUCUCAGUUAAUCGAAUCCGAUCGAAACCGAGCUCGAUCCGUAAUCCUCGAGGAUCGAAUCUCAAUCCAACACCGUGAAAUCCAAACUCUUCUCAACGAUAACCAACGGCUAGCCGUAGCACAUCUGGGACUCAAAGACCAGCUCAAUUUAGCCAAGCGUGAGCUCGAACGGUUACUCGAAACCGCAGCUAAAGUUAAAGCGGAAGGAGAAGCUAAGGUGCGUGAGGUUUACCAGAACGCGUUGAGGAUGGAGGCGGAGACUCGUGUGAUCGAUGGGCUUGGAUCGGAGCUUAGUCAGGUUAGAUCGGAUGUACAGAGGUUAGGUACUGAUAGACAGGAGUUAGCUACUGAGCUUGCUAUGCUUGAUGGUGAGAUGGUUAAGGCUAAACCGAAUUCGGAUCGAGCUGUUGAGGUUAAGGCUGAGAUUGAGGUUUUACGAGGAGAGAUUAGUAAAGGAAGGGCUGCUCUUGAGCUUGAGAAGAAGACACGAGCUAGUAACCUUCACCAUGAGCGUGGGAUGGAAAAGACUAUCGAUCACUUGAAUCGUGAGAUUGUGAAACUUCAGGAAGAAUUGGUUGAUUUGGAGACUAAAGCUAGAGCAGCUGCUGAGGAAGCUCCAAACCCAAGUCCUGGAUUGGCUGCAAGUUAUGGGAACACGGAUGAUAGUUAUGGAGGCCAAGGCCAGCAAUAUCCUGAAGCUAACGGUUCUCACAAGGUAUAUGGAGCAUUGGACAGUCUCCCUAAACACCCACCGACUCCAUUGCAGCAUCAUCCGAGUCCGAGUAAUGUGCUGUGAUAGUACCGGUGCUUUCAACCAAAUACUUUAUAGGGAAUGAUUGAAGUAGUUCAGAUAAGUUUUUAGAUCUUCUGUAUUUUUUUUCUAAACGCUGGGAUUUUAUCUAAAUUAUUAAAAAUAAGUCACUAAUAAGUAAAAAACUUAAUACUAUAAUGAAUGUCCCUUGAGAUGUGAAGAUUAAUUUCUAAAAAUAUUAAAGAAGAUAAUGAAAAAAAAAAAAAAAAAA